This is a messenger RNA of Mesoplodon densirostris (Blainville's beaked whale), 3561 nucleotides long. RefSeq names its product complement factor H-like. The transcript has 20 exons. The record is from RefSeq and is a predicted model, not a curated record. Lineage: Eukaryota; Metazoa; Chordata; Mammalia; Artiodactyla; Ziphiidae. The coding region runs from base 1 to 3561 and encodes 1186 amino acids.
AUGUCUGCUGUUCAAGUGGGAAGGAAUGGGGUCCUGAACAUUGGUAGGAAAAUUGGUCACAAGGAGAUGAAAAGAGGUAUGUGGAUAGAUCUCUCUGAUGAGCAAAAAGAAAUAACAUGUGAUCCUCCUUAUAUUCCAAAUGGUAUUUACACACCUCAAUUAACCAAAUACAGAGGUGAAGAUAGAAUCACUUAUGAGUGUAAAAGUGGCUUUUCUCCUGUGAUCCAAGGAAAUGUUGCAACGUGCACCAGCCAAGGCUGGUCACCUGCUCCAAGAUGUUCCUUUAAACCUUGCGAUUUUCCAGUAAUAAAACAUGGAAGGCUCUAUUAUGCAUAUAGAGGAUACUUUCCAGCAAGCAUAGGUCAAUAUUUCUCCUAUCACUGUGAUCAGCAUUUUGUGCCUCCUUCAAAAGGAUACUGGGCUUACCUUACUUGCAAACGAGAAGGAUGGGUUCCAGAAGUACCAUGCCUCAGACAAUGUAUUUUCAAUUACUUGGAAAAUGGACAUUCCCCAGAUUACGAAGAAAAAUAUUUACAAGGUAAAACUGUAAGAGUUCGCUGCUAUAAUGGCUACAGUCUUCAGAAUAACCAGGACACAAUGACCUGUACAGAGGAUGGCUGGUCUCCUCCUCCCAUAUGCAUCCAAAUAACAUGUGAUCCUCCUUAUAUUCCAAAUGGUAUUUACACACCUCAAUUAACCAAAUACAGAGGUGAAGAUAGAAUCACUUAUGAGUGUAAAAGUGGCUUUUCUCCUGUGAUCCAAGGAAAUGUUGCAACGUGCACCAGCCAAGGCUGGUCACCUGCUCCAAGAUGUUCCUUUAAACCUUGCGAUUUUCCAGUAAUAAAACAUGGAAGGCUCUAUUAUGCAUAUAGAGGAUACUUUCCAGCAAGCAUAGGUCAAUAUUUCUCCUAUCACUGUGAUCAGCAUUUUGUGCCUCCUUCAAAAGGAUACUGGGCUUACCUUACUUGCAAACGAGAAGGAUGGGUUCCAGAAGUACCAUGCCUCAGACAAUGUAUUUUCAAUUACUUGGAAAAUGGACAUUCCCCAGAUUACGAAGAAAAAUAUUUACAAGGUAAAACUGUAAGAGUUCGCUGCUAUAAUGGCUACAGUCUUCAGAAUAACCAGGACACAAUGACCUGUACAGAGGAUGGCUGGUCUCCUCCUCCCAUAUGCAUCCGUGUCCAAACAUGUUCAAAAUCAGAUAUACAAAUUAAGAACGGAUUUUUUUCUGAAUCCAGCUUUACAUAUCCUUUAAAUAAACAAACAAAGUAUAAGUGUAAAUCAGGAUAUGUAACAGCAGAUGGUAAUACAUCAGGAUUAAUUACAUGUCUGCAAAGUGGAUGGUCAAUGCAACCUGUAUGCAUUAAAUCCUGUGAUAUGCCAGUAUUUGAGAAUGCCAGAGCCAGAAGUGAUGACACAUGGUUUAAGCUCAAUGACAGGCUGGACUACGAAUGCCUUGAUGGGCAUGAAAGUCAAGAUGGACACACCACAGGCUCCAUAGUGUGUCGUGAAGAUGGCUGGCCUGAUAAACCUGCAUGUUAUGAAAGAGAAUGCAGUAUUCCACAAAUGGAAAACAAUUUAGAUGCUAAUCCCAAGAAAGACAGAUAUAAAUUUGGAGACGUGUUGAAAUUCUCCUGCAUACGAGGACUUAUUAUGGUUGGAGCAGAUUCAAUUCAGUGCUACCACUUUGGAUGGUCCCCUAAUCUUCCAACAUGUAAAGGGCGAGCAAAAUCGUGUGCUCCACCUCCUCAACUGCUCAGUGGGGAAGUUAAAGAAACACAGAGAGAAGAAUAUGGACACAGUAAGGUGGUGGAAUAUGUCUGCAAUCCUGGAUUUCUGAUGAAGGGCUCUCAUAAAAUUCAGUGUGUUGAUGGACAAUGGACAGCUUUGCCCGUGUGUGUUGAGGAGAAGAGUACCUGUGGAGAUAUACCGGAACUUGAACAUGGCUAUGUCAACAGUUCUGCCCCUCUCUAUCACCAUGGAAACUUGGUAGAGUUCAGUUGCAGAGAAGGAUUUACAAUGAUUGGGCCCAAAUCAGUCACAUGUAUUAGUGGAAAGUGGACCCAACCUCCUCAAUGCAUUGCGACAGAGGAACUUAAGAAGUGUAAAGGGUCAAAAAUAUUUGCAUCUGGGGGAAUUCCAUCAGAUACAAUUGAAUUUGACCAUAACACCAGCCAAAGUUACAAAUGUCGAGGAAAAUCAGAAUACAAACACUCAAUCUGUAUAAAUGGAAGAUGGGAUCCUAAAGUAACCUGCAAAGAAGAAGCACAAAUACAAUCAUGCCCACCCCCACCUCAGAUUCCCAAUAGUCGAGAUAUGACAACUACAGUGACAUAUCAGGAUGGAGAAAAAAUAUCUAUUCUCUGUCAAGAAAAUUAUCUAAUUGAAGAUGCAGAAGAACUUGUGUGCAAGGAUGGGAGAUGGCAGUCAAUCCCACGCUGUAUUGAAAAAGUUCCAUGUUCUCAACCACCUCAAAUAGACCAUGGAACGAUUAACUCAUCAAGCUCUGCAGAAGAAAGGAGAGAAACAUUUGAACCCAAGUUUUAUGAGCACGGCACGAAGUUAAGUUAUAUCUGUGAAGAUGGUUUCAGGAUAUCUGAAGAAAAUGUGAUAACAUGCCACAUGGGAAAGUGGAGUUCUCCACCUCAUUGUGUAGGGCUUCCUUGUGGACGUCCACCUUUGAUUCAGAAGGGUGUUGUAUCUAAUGAAAAAAGCAGUUACCAAGAUGGAGAAGAAGUUACUUACGACUGUGAUGAAGGUUUUGGGAUUGAUGGACCUGCAUCUAUAAGAUGUUUGGGAGGAAAAUGGUCCCUUCCACCGGAAUGCAUAAGCACAGACUGUUUGAACGUACCCAGCUUUAAUGAUGCUGUACUCAUAGACCAGGAGAAGCAAUCGUAUAGGUCAGGAGAACAGGUGGCUUUUAAAUGUCUACCAUAUUAUCAGUUGGAUGGAGCCAAUACUAUACAGUGUAUUAAGAGCAAAUGGAUAGGAAGGCCAGCAUGCAGAGAUGUUUCCUGUGUGAAUCCACCCAAAGUGGAAAAUGCUAUUAUACAAAAAGAGAGGUCUAGAUAUGAAAAUGGUGAGAGAGUACAUUAUGAAUGCAUCAGGCCUUAUGACCUUUUUGGGGAGGUAGAUGUGAUAUGUUUAAAUGGAACUUGGACAAAAACACCUCAGUGCAAAGACUCUCAAGGAAAAUGUGGGCCUCCCCCACCCAUAGACAACGGAGACACUACCUCAUUCCCGGCACCAGUAUAUCCUCCAGGAUCGACUGUUGAGUACCAAUGCCAGGCCUACUAUGAACUUCAGGGAAACAGAAACAUAGUAUGUCAGAAUGGAGAGUGGUCAGAACCACCAAAGUGUUUAGAUGUAUGUGUAAUUUCAGAAGAAAUGAUGAAAAAACAUAACAUACAAUUAAAAUGGAGAAGUGAUAAAAAACUUUAUUCUAAAACAGAUGACACUAUUGAAUUUAUGUGUAAACGUGGAUAUUAUCCAAGGACACCUGACUAUACAUUUCGAACAACCUGUCAGGAGGGAAAACUGGCAUAUCCUACUUGUGGAUGA